This is a messenger RNA of Knipowitschia caucasica, 1770 nucleotides long. Lineage: Eukaryota; Metazoa; Chordata; Actinopteri; Gobiiformes; Gobiidae. The record is from the annotation of a GenBank genome assembly.
AUGUCCAUAGACCCAGCGGCCAACCUGCCUUUCUUCUACGGCAGUAUCAGCCGUGUGGAGGCUGAGCAGCAUCUGAAGCUGGCCGGGAUGGGAGAUGGCCUCUUCCUGCUGAGGCAGUGUCUACGCAGCCUGGGAGGAUAUGUGUUAUCCCUGGUCUGGAAGCUGCACUUCCAUCACUACUCUGUGGAGAGGCAGCUCAACGGCACCUUCUGCAUCGCAGGGGGGAAGCCUCACCGUGGUCCCACGGAGCUGUGCCACUACUACAGCAAAGACCCAGACGGGUUGGUGUGUGUGCUGAAGAAGCCCUGCCUCAGAACCCCUGACACCCCUGUGAGGCUGGGGGUGUUCCACAGUCUGCAGGACAACAUGCUGCGGGAGUAUGUCCGCCAGACAUGGAACCUGGAGGGGGAGGAGAUGGAGCAGGCCAUCCUCAGCCAGGCUCCCACUCUGGAGAGACUGAUUGCCACCACGGCCCAUGAGAGGAUGUCCUGGUUCCACGGGCACAUCUCCAGACAGGAGGCGGAGAGGCGGCUGUACUCCGGAGCGCAACCAGACGGAAAGUUUCUCGUAAGAGACAGAGGUGCAGCUGGAACGUUCGCUCUCUCCAUGGUGUAUGGGAAAACUGUGUACCACUACGAGAUCUUGGAGGAUAAAUCAGGAAAGUACUCCAUGCCCGAGGGAACCAAGUUUGACACCAUCUGGCAGCUGGUUGAAUAUUUGAAGCUGAAACCAGACGGCCUGCUCACGUGUCUGGGAGAGGCCUGUUCCAAUGGCAAAUCUGCAGAAAACAUGCCAAAUCUGCCUGCAACAAGGAGGGCUGUUCAAAAUGGAUAUGUGCCGCCACCUAGAGAGCGGGAGCUGCUGCCCAUGGACGACAGUGCGUACCACAACCCCCAAGAGCUCAAGAAGUUCCACAUUGAGCGCUCCACACUAAUCCUGGAUGAGGUGGAGCUGGGCUCAGGAAACUUCGGCUGCGUCAAAAAAGGAGUCCUCAAAACGGACAAGGGCCAGGUGGAUGUCGCCAUCAAAAUGUUGAAGAAUGACGAUAACCGGCUGGUGAAGGAAGAGAUGAUGAGGGAGGCAGAGAUCAUGUACCAGCUCAAUAACCCGUAUAUUGUUCGCAUGCUGGGGCUGUGUGAAGCAGAGAGCCUCAUGCUGGUGAUGGAGAUGGCCUCUGUGGGACCCCUCAACAAGUUCCUCUCAACCAAAAGGGACAGUGUGACGACCGCGAACAUUGUGAACCUCAUGCACCAGGUGUCUGUAGGCAUGAAGUAUUUGGAGGAGAAGAACUUUGUGCACAGAGACCUGGCAGCUCGAAAUGUCCUGCUGGUCAAACCAAACUAUGCCAAGAUCAGUGACUUCGGCCUGUCCAAGGCUCUUAACGCGGAUGAGAGCUACUACAAGUCUCGUGGUGGAGGAAAAUGGCCUCUGAAGUGGUACGCUCCCGAGAGCAUCAGCCAUCACAAGUUCUCCAGUAAGGGCGACGUGUGGAGCUUUGGCGUCACCAUGUGGGAGGCCUUCUCUUAUGGGGGAAAGCCAUAUAAGAAACUGAAAGGCCAGGAUGUGUUUGACUUCAUCAAGAGUGGCCAGAGGCUUGAGUGUCCGGCGGACUGCCCGGAGCUCAUGUAUGCUCUGAUGCUAGACUGCUGGAUCGCUGAACUUGACAAACGGCCCGACUUCAAGAAGGUGGAGGAGAAAAUGAGAUCCUUCCACUUCAUGAUAUCGAACCAUACUGGUGGGGAAGGAACUGCCACGAAGGCCCUGGACUAA